UUUAUCUGUACAAUGUCAGAUCCGGUGUAAUUAUCAAAGUGAAGGAGCAAGGACACAUUUUGUAAACAUGUCGAGCCGGUCUAUGCCAAGUACGUUCGUGAAGAAUGCUAUGCAAAAUGGACUUGGUCGUUAUGUUUCACAGCUGCAGAGGAUAACGUUAAACUUUUGUAAAUCACAUUCUGACAGCUUAGGCAUGAGGAACUUUGUGGAACAUCACCUUAUGGACUUCUCAAAAAUGAACCCAGGAGUUGUAGUUUAUGUGAAGCCAAGGAGACAUCGACCACCAAGAAUUGUAGCAACAUUUCUUAAUGGAAAUACACAGACAUUCAAUGUGUCCAGCUUGCCAAAGGAGGACAUUUGUAAAUGGGUGGAGGCGAUGAGGACUAGAUCAGGUGUUGAGGUGAUGCGAAUUAGGAAAACAUGGCACACGGACACGCCCAGUAUACAGGGACCAUGGCAUCCCUUCCUCUUCAAGGAUCCUGUAAACAAUACCACUUCAUUUCCAGAACCUAGUCUGUACAGCGUUCAAGCAGGAGAGAGUGCCAGCGACCGUCUCUUACAACGAGCUGAGAAACUUCGACAAGAACAAACUGCUGUGGCUUCUGACAUUACUCCUGAACAAGAACAAAUUACCGUUGGUUCUGGGUCAUGAAAUUGUAUUGGCUCAGAUAUUCCAGAUUUGUGAAUGUUAUAUAUAUAUGUGUUUGGUUGUUAUGGAACCUUUUAUUCAUAUUCAUCAGUAAGGACUGAAUAAGUUUAAGUUCUGAACGUACUUUUUGACCAGUAUGCAGUAUUCUUUUGUGUUUUAUUUUAUAGAGACUCACAGACAAGUUCCCAUUGAAUACAUAUUUUUAUGAAACAAGCUUCAGCAAGUUUUAUUAAAGUCAGAAGGAAUGGGGAAAUGUUUGAGAUUCUUUUUCCCAUCUACUGCUCCCACCAAAACUUGUGUAAAAACACAUUUUCUUAAUAUUGAGAUUGGAAAUAUCUAGGAAUGUUGACUGUGAAUCUGUCACAAUUGAAAGUUAUACACAUUGCAUAUCAAAAUUUAAUAUGACACUAUUGAUUACACUUCAAAGUGCUAAACAGUCUUAAAGUGCUUAAAAAGAAAUAGAUGGAUUAUGGAGUACAGUGUAUGUAUGAAAUUGAUAAGCUUAUAACAUUAAUUGCCCCUUGACACAAAAAAAAGUCAUUAGCGUCGAUUUAUCAUUUAAUAUUGACAUUUCUGAGUAGGAAAUUUGUUGUGGGCUUUUAAUGCUUGCUCAGAAUAAACAUGGAUGGAGGCAGUUUGGAUCUCUUGUAUUAAGAACAAUGUUAACUCUGGCUAAUUGUGAAAGUGUUUGUUGAUGUUUUUUUCUCUGAAAAGUGACAUUCAAUCACGGAAUUUUUCUGCAUACAAAUAGAUUUUAAAAUUACAAAUAAUAAUAAUAAUG
This is a messenger RNA of Mizuhopecten yessoensis (Yesso scallop), 1430 nucleotides long. Its product is annotated as 39S ribosomal protein L43, mitochondrial-like. The record is from RefSeq and is a predicted model, not a curated record. Gene Ontology annotation, cellular component: mitochondrial large ribosomal subunit. Gene Ontology annotation, biological process: mitochondrial translation. Gene Ontology annotation, molecular function: structural constituent of ribosome. The transcript has 3 exons. Lineage: Eukaryota; Metazoa; Mollusca; Bivalvia; Pectinida; Pectinidae. Bases 68 to 652 code for a protein of 194 amino acids.